AGCCGCUACCUUGCUCCUGCACCCAAACAUGACUGACAAAACAUCAUACUUAUCAGUCAUCUUCACAUGCUCAAAGGCGGACUAGGCAUGGUGCACAGUUCCCUCACCAGGCAAGCCAACCCGCUCGAAAAGAUCAACAAAAACUGAAGAUGGGACUGAAGAUGAAAGUAUACAAUGACAAGACGCCAACAGAGGAGGACAGUGGUAGUCUAAAAAAGGGCAAAAAGAAGAAGAAAAAGGAAGAUGCCUGGACACCUGAGGGACCCAAAGACCCAAUUGCGAUGCUGGAUUCUCUGCCAGAGGAGAAGCAGCAGGAAUUUCAGAGAGCCCUCCACCUGUUCUCCCUGGGCCAGGUGCAGCCCAAGACCCUGCAAGAGGCCAAGAAACACACCUUCCGCUUCUGGGACACACAGCCUGUCCCCAAACUGGGAGACAGUGUUACUACUCAUGGGCCGAUAGUGGAGGGCCAGGCCUGUGUCCGUGAGGAGCCCUUCUCUCUACCCCAAGGCUUCUCCUGGGACACCCUAGAUCUGACCAACACUACUGUGCUGGCAGAGCUAUGCACUCUACUAAAUGAGAACUACAGGGAGGAAGAUGACAACACAAUCAGACAUGACUUUUCUCCUGAGUACCUGCAAUGGGCUCUGCAGCCUCCUAACUGGCUGGCGCAGUGGCACUGUGGUGUGAGAGUAAACGGCAACAAGAAGUUAGUCGGCUUCAUUGCUGCUGUUCCUGCUGACAUCCACAUAUAUGAAACAGAAAAGCGGAUGGCACAAGUCAAAUUCCUGUGUGUCCAUAAGAAGCUUCGCCUCAAGCGGAUGACUCCGGUUCUGAUCCGAGAACUCACCAGACGGGUGAACCAGCAGGGCCUCUACCAGGCUGUCUACACAGCUGGCGUAGUCCUGCCCACACCACUGAGCACCUGCAGAUACUGGCAUCGGCCUCUGAACCCCCGUAAACUGAUGGAUGUGAGCUAUCCUUGUCUGAGACAGAACAUGACCCUGCAGAGAGCUCUCAAACUCAACCGCCUGCCUGAGGUGACAAAGACACCAGGCCUGCGUCUUAUGACCGCAGAGGAUAUUGCGGGGAUUCACUCCCUGCUCCAGGCAAACCUGCACCAGUUCCACCUCAGCCCCGUUCUGUCUCUACAGGAAGUUGAACACUGGCUGCUGCCGAGGGAGAAUGUGAUUGACACCUACGUGGUGGAGGGUGCUGAUGGCACACUAACCGGUAUGGUGAGCUUCUACAGCGUCUCAUACAGGGUGCUGAACCACCUGGUCCACACAGGCCUGAGAGCAGCUCAUCUCCUGUACAUUGUCUCUACUGCCACAGAUGUGACUGUCCUCAUGGAGGACACGCUGGUCCUGGCAAAAGCUAAAGGUUUUGAUGUCUUCACUGCUCUUGACGUGAUGGAGAACAAGAGCUUCCUGGAGAAGCUCAGGUUCACCAUCAGUGAUGACAGCCUCCACUAUUACCUGUACAACUGGAUGUGCCCCAACAUAAGUCCAGAAAAGGUGGGCUUGGUGUUAUCCAACUAACCUCAGCAGCUGAGAGGUGAAGACGGGCAGCGAGGAUGACAGGAACAAAAUGAUUGGCAGGACGGAGAACAUGAAGCUGCAUCACCACCAACCAUUUGAGCUUUAAAUAUAAAUGCAAACACACAGACACACACAAAGCUACACAAGAUAUCAAUAAAAAGUCAAUUUGUAAAUAUAGUGAAGUCCUGCAGCAAAUUACCAUCUGCACUGAGAACUGAUCCAAUAGAUUAUUUCCUUCUUCAUAACACCGUCUGUAUGUAUGCAUGUGUACACCUACUUGUAUUGCUAUUAUUAUUAUUUGUGUUUUCUGGUUCGAAUUCUGUCUGGUUUACAGACAUUUUGGGUGAUGUAAGGGCACACACAUGCACUCUCUUAUAUAUGCUUGCAUAUAUACAAGCACAGCCUCUCUUCCUUUUUUUGUCUUUUCUUCUCUCACACAAAUAAACAUACAUGCAGGUAAACGCUCACAGCUGGCAUUUUGGUGUGGGAAAGGAAAAUCCAGAUACAUCAUGCACACUCCAGACAUAAGACGCCUGUUUGUUCAUAAAUCACACAUGUUUUUAAUGAUUUUUGACUCCAUAUGGAUGGAUAAUGCAUCAUAAAAUGCAUGCUAAUUGCAGAAAUCAGGCCUCGGAAGGUGUAAACACUAAAUAACAAUUCAUGCUUUCACAACUGCGGAACUUGACACCUUAAUGUUCAAGAAAAAAACAAAGACAAGACUGAACACAUUCCUUACCCUCUUUUACCUACUGUAAUUGCCUUAGAAGUAGAACUGACUGUGCCUACUUUCCUAUGUUUUGGACCCACAGAAAGUUAAGUUGUUUGAUGCAGCACAUUUAGAGAGUUGGUUUUAUAAGACUUA
Myripristis murdjan (pinecone soldierfish) is the source of this 2400-nucleotide messenger RNA. RefSeq names its product glycylpeptide N-tetradecanoyltransferase 1-like. The coding region runs from base 150 to 1538 and encodes 462 amino acids. Gene Ontology annotation, biological process: N-terminal peptidyl-glycine N-myristoylation. Gene Ontology annotation, cellular component: cytoplasm. NCBI's taxonomy places the organism in Eukaryota, Metazoa, Chordata, Actinopteri, Holocentriformes, Holocentridae. The record is from RefSeq and is a predicted model, not a curated record. The transcript has 12 exons. Gene Ontology annotation, molecular function: glycylpeptide N-tetradecanoyltransferase activity.